CGGGUUUUGAUGCAUCCUUGGCCAACACCAUCUUCUAUAGACCGGUGAAUACAUGAGCAGUCAAACAAAUGGUGUUUGAACUCGCCUCGAUAUAGCUCCUGCAACUGCUCGGGCACUUGGAAUCCAUUUUCCAAUGUACCGAACUCCCAUCUGUCGAUAAAAACAGGGGGCCCCAGUCACUUUUCACAUUGUCAUUGCCAUACUUUAAUGGGUGAACUCGCCUCCAGUUCGCUCGCUUCCUCACUCGCUGUCUUGCAGUACUGCUGCCGAUUUAGACAUGAUCACUUAUACCCCCAAGCGUCCGCGAGAGAAGGAGGACCAUGAGCCCGAUGGAAUCACAAGUCAUGGAAAAAAGAAACAUCGCUCUUUACCUCUACGUGCCUCUUCCCAAACAAAUAGCAGUUUCCCGUUCUUGAAAAGUGACCAGAAUGCCCCACAAGUCGGCGUGUCGAGUCUGACCCCAGCGGAGUCCUCGGAGGACGAUAAUGAUCAUGGACAUCGUGGUGACAACCCUCGCAGCUGCUUAAUGGAAGCAGAGUAUCAGCAGGCCCAAUCUGUGCUUUCAGCCGCUCGGUAUGGCACGGAAAUGGACGUUGACAACGGCAACAAUGUCGGUGUGGAUUUUGUUGACGAGAGCUGCAAUGACCGCUCACAACAAUCCCCAAUACCACCCAGAGUCAUCUACCGCUCGCUCACAAUAAGCGAGCAACAGACUACACGCCUUGCCCUUGAAACCUGCCCCUCUGCGGUCGAUUCCACUGAGAACAUGGAACAUCGAAACGGUGCAUAUCGUACACGUCGCGAUGCUUUGGAUGACUUGUACAACGACCGCAAUACAGCUUGGUGGCGUGAUCAACAUCUUCCCAGCCCCGUUAGUGACGGCGAUGCCAUGGCCAUCAGUAGCAAAGAUUCGGCUAGCGAUGCGGAUAUGGCCUACACUAUGUCGCGCCCGGCGUCCCCUUCUUCUGGACAGAUGAGUGGCAUGUAUAAGAGCAUGCGUGAUUCAAACCCUUCGCCGGGUACUAUUACAGGGGGUGAAACCAGCCCAAAGAAGUUGACAUUCUCGAUGGGCUACCGGUCUGAUUGUGAGAAAUGCCGACGCAAGGUCCCUGGUCACUACAGUCACAUUAUACGCUGUUGAUAUUUUUAUGAUACCCUAGGCUCACGGUGUUUCUCGAUGUUCCUUGUUUUACGUUUCUUAUUUUACACGUCAAAUGUAGUGGUCGAUACGGAGCACAACAGGCUGCUGUUAUAUAAAAUUCC
Messenger RNA from Aspergillus aculeatinus CBS 121060, 1263 nucleotides. RefSeq lists its product as uncharacterized. Lineage: Eukaryota; Fungi; Ascomycota; Eurotiomycetes; Eurotiales; Aspergillaceae. The transcript has 2 exons. The coding region runs from base 278 to 1141 and encodes 287 amino acids. The record is from RefSeq and is a predicted model, not a curated record.